AUGACGACCGUUCUACAGGCUCCUCUUGCUGGGGCCUCGCAUUUCUCGUCUAACCCCAUCCACUCCAGCUCAUAUCCUGAUCUAUCCGCCCUAGACGCUUCAAUAUCUUUCGGCCAACCCCCUUCCCAAACUUCUCCCUACUCUCGCCACGACUAUGGCAAAGUAUAUCCCGACUCCGGGCCCUCUACCGCGCCCUCUUCCCCUCAAUUGACCUAUUCCUCGCGGAGGGAUUCCAAUGCGUCGACGCCGGCUAGUUGCUUGUCUUUGGAUCAGAGGGAUAUAAUGGACGAAGACGACGACAUGGCAUUCCCCGCCUUCGGGGCUGCCGAUCACGGGACCAAGUCGAGUCGGGAUACUACAGUCUCGACCGAACAACAUGACGAUAUUCCAACCCAGGUUCUAAGUCCUCCCACAGACGAUACUUCGCUCACGGGGAGGAAAACCCAGGACGACCAAUCAAUAGAAGCAGAGCCUACGAGACAUGUCGACUACCUCUCACAUGAAUGGAAAGAGGAAGAAAUCUGGAGGUCAUGGAGCUACGUGGUUCACAGGCGGGGUAGUCUUACCAAUGGAACUCGACUGGAGAAUGCGUCCUGGAGGUCGUGGAUGAAGGCCAAAAACCACCUCAAAACGGUUUCGCCCGAGACACUCAAUUGGCUGAAAGACUGUGACGUGACUUGGCUAUACGGUCCGCUACAGACGAACCGAAGUGUCUCCCAAUCCAUGACCACCACAUCUCCUCCCCCCAGCAGGUUAUCUCAUUCAUCUUCCUUCAUCUCCAAAAAGCCCAUUUUGAAAAAGAAGUCGGCGUCGGCAGUCAUCUUGGAACGGUCAAGGUCCCAGCACUCGCUGUUACAGAGAGCUGGAGAUAUCAUCCGGAUACAGCAGUCCAGCCCAGCUGGUGGACGUCCUAUUCUGAGACGAGGAAAUUCCGAAUUUGUUCUGCCACGAUACGACAGUUCGGUGGUCAACACCCCUGCUGAGCAUGAGACCCCAGGCUUCAGUGGUCCCCGAUCUUCGUUCGCUUUUGAUGUGCCAACUCCGUCAGAGUGUAAGCACGUCUUGUUCGACGAGGAGGUCAGGCAAGUCCAGGCUAUUGAUUCCGAAGAUGACGACAAACCAGACGAAGAAGACGUGAUCCUCGAGGAUGACGAGGACGAUGAUUGUGGGUUAAUGAUGGCCCCGGCUCAAAGAUCGGGUCGGAGCAGUGGUCGAACAACGCCCCGCGGCAGUUUCAGCAACGAGUCCAAGACGAUUGUCCCGUUGCCGUCUACUACGUUAAAGUACAGGACCGAUACCCCUGAGCCUCACGAGAUUCCUAACCCGCCGAAUGGAUUUUGGCCCACGGCCCGAAAACUAUCACCCUCACCAUCCCAGGAGACCUUGCGGCCUCCUAGGCCGCACCAGAACUUUCUAAUUGAUGACGAUCCGGAAGUGGUGGAUGAGCCUUGGCAGCCUCAGUCUUCCUUUGGGGACGAUCGGUCCCCAUAUGACGAAGAGGAUGACGGCAACGACAAUCACCCUACAAUGAGACGCACCGAGUCCGGUAUGUUCAUGCCCUACGACGAAAACGACGACGAAGUGGCCAUGAACAACACCCUUUUCGGGCAGGCCAUGUACGCCGUCAAUACCUUCAGAGAUAUUGCUCAUGUGGUAUGGAAUGUGGGCUGGAAUCGAAGAUAA
Molecule: messenger RNA, 1683 nt
Organism: Fonsecaea nubica
Lineage: Eukaryota; Fungi; Ascomycota; Eurotiomycetes; Chaetothyriales; Herpotrichiellaceae
Exons: 1
Coding region: 1-1683 (560 amino acids)
Biological process (GO): cellular response to glucose starvation; protein catabolic process in the vacuole
Source: RefSeq, a predicted model, not a curated record